AUGGCUACGUCGUACGGAAUGGCUACAUCGUACGAAAAAGCUAGCCUGGCUGCUUUGCAACGUGGUAAUGUUGAAAAAUUGGACGAGCUGUUGAAAGAAAGACCAGAUCUCAUCCACUACCGCUUCAAAAAUCGAGGAAAUCGCACUCUACUUCACAUCGCUGCGCAAGAAGGCUCUACUGCGUGUCUCAAAAAGCUACUCUCAACCCACGGAUCUGUUGAAACCACGGCUUUACAUCUGGCUACUCUAUCAGGAAUGGCAGAGUGUGUGCAGCUGCUGUUAAACCACAAUGCAAACCCUCUUCUUCGAGACUCGAGACGCAAACACACACCUCUAGAAAUUGCUAGAAGCAAACGCUUUUCCAGAUGCUCCAAAUUGCUGGAGGAAGGUGAAGAAACUUACAGAAAUAUUACACAACGAGAGGAAAAAGUGCAAAGCCAGGUUGCAGCUGCUCGUACUGAGUUGGAGAAUGCAUGCUUGAAUAAUUCUAUGAGUGGUGUAAACCAAGCUUUUGACAGUUACUCAAAGAGAAUAAUCAGGAAGGCAAUUUAUGAACCAAUUGAUGAAAUAAAACAAAGCCUCAUCUUACGGCUUGCAAAAGCUGAUCGUCACUUGUUCUUAUCCAAGUGUAUCAGUCAUGUUGGUCCACCUCCCCAUUCACUCUCGUCUGAUUCAAGUUUAUUGCAUUUUGCUUGCCGUUACUGCAGUGAUCAAGUAAUAUCUACAGUAUUUAGUCACUUUCCCAAUAUGGUCAACCUAACUGACAGUGAGAACUCGACUCCUCUUCAUGUGGCUAUAUCUCUAGGUAAAGUAGAUAUAGUCAAGCUGUUUGUUACACCCUGUGCUACAGCUGGCGAUAGUGAAGAUGUGGAUCAAUCACUGGUCAUGUCAGACUUGAACGCACUAGACAAAUGUGGACGCACCCCUUUGUACUUGGCAUGCGCAAAUGACAGUUUCUUUGUGGCAGAGUUGCUUCUAGUGGCAGCAAGGAAACGCAAAGCAACUUUUACUAAUGCCACGCUACCAAUCAAUGUAAAUUGCUUUGCUAAGACAGGUCGCACACCACUUCAUGAGGCUGUUUGGAAUGGGAAACUUAAACUAGUAGAGAUGUUAAUAGAACAUGAAGCAGAUGUGAAUGCUUUGGCAAAUCCCACUCCUGAGGUGGAAAGAAUCAUUGACGAAGCAGCAGACUAUGCCAGAUUGGAGACUCAAAGACAUAAACAAGAGAAAAAAUCUUCCAAUUAUCUGAGUAGUGCAGUUACUCUUCGUAAUGGUGUAGGAAAUCAGACUCAAGCUGUUGGCAAAUGUAAUGAUUGCCACGAUGACUAUAACAGAUGCAGUCAGUUUGAAGACACUGCAACCGACAGUUCAAGUAAUAAUAUGCCAGUCACUUCUGGUAAUGACCUUUUAGGACAAGUGACAAAUAGAACUUCCUCUUCAACGUUUGAUCACUUUUGUAAACAAAGUAAAGAAAGUUCAAGACUCAAAAGUAAACGUUCUGUCAGUGCAGCAGCUUUGGAGCACAAAGAGACUGAUACAAACAAAGUCAGUCCACUUGUAGAGGCAUGUUUGCGAGGUGAAAUAGAGAUAGUAGACUGCUUACUACGGCAGGGUGCAACUGAUAAACAUGGGCUUGCUUUGUGUGUUUCAAUCUUUAAUGGCCGUGAAACAAUAACAAAACGAUUGCUGUCUCGGCAGCAUCGAAUACGUUCAAGCAAGGUACAAGGACGACAAGACGAAAUUGACAAGACAAAUGCUAUUGCUGUUUCUUGGAAAGGGCUGCGUUUGGUAGAAAUUGACCCAGAAUGGCUCAGUGGUGAGUACCUAGAGGAAGGCAAAAUGGGUAGUGAAGACUCUUUCUCUCUUAUUGAUACACUCGAAGAUGCUGUGUCACCAGCCAUUAUUUCAUAUUUUGAAAAGUCGUGUCAGGAGCAUCUAGAAAUGAAUCAACUAACACCUAUAACAUGGCUGAAUUUAAGCUCAAAUCGACUGUUGCAAGUGCCCGUAGAAGUGUUUCAGAUAGACAACUUGCUUUUCUUAGACUUGUCUAGCAACUUACUUGUUGAGCUUCCCGGUGGCUGUCAGUCACACGAAUGGACCUGUAAGUUGUUGACUUCUUUAAAUGUGAGCAGAAAUAGACUGAUAGAUGUUCCUCAGAGUUUGUGGUCAUUAACUGAGCUCACUUACUUGAAUUUGGCUAACAAUCAGCUGACAUGUCUAGAAAGAUAUGGUAAAGAAAACAGCACUUAUGAUGUAUGGCAGAAGCUGGAGACUUUAAAUGUAAGAGAAAACCGUCUUACAGUGCUGUCUCCGCUAUUAUUUAGCUGUCCGCUUUUAGAAAAACUAAAUGCUAGCAAAAAUGAGAUAAGUAGUGUUCCUGCUAGUAUGUGGACAGCAGCAUCUCUUCGUUCACUAAACUUGUCCAACAACUGUUUAUCAGCUCUUCCUGAUAAAUCAGUGGCAUUGGACAUAAAACUGAAAGAGGUCUCAUCUUCGACUACUCCUAUCACUAGGGCUCAGUAUUAUGGUGGUGACCCUAGUAAUUGGACAGCUGCUGCGUAUACAGAGAAAGUGUUGACUAAUAGUUCGUGGGUUGAGGUUACUAAGCAAAGUGACAGUCAGUUGUCCAAACGUUCACAUGGCAACAAUGAGUUUGAGAUUGUUAGCAAGGGCACAACUCUGAUGCCUGGUAAGGAAAAACCAGAGUUGACAUCGUAUUGGCCCAUUAGUGAAAACGCAACAGAAGAGAAAUCGACGGAGAGUGAAUCAGGGCUAACGUCACUCAAUUUGUCUGGUAACAAGUUCGGUGGACCUCCAACAGGUUUGGUUUGUCUUGCUCCCAAUCUCACUGAAUUGGAUCUGUCCCAUAAUGAAAUGUAUCGGCUUGGUCCUUUGUGUCAUUACCCUGCUCAGCUUAAAACUCUCAAUCUUUCUGAUAAUCAGCUUGUAACUACAGAAGUGGAAAACCCAUUAUGGCAUCACCGUGUGUGUUGUAACCCUGACAAAGAGGAUAUGGCUGAAGACAGCCGUUGUGCUCAUCAAUGUCACCAGACUUUGACUAAAUUAAGAAAACUGAACUUGAACAAGAACUUAUUGUCAACUGUUUGUCUGCAGUUGCCUGAAUCAGCAAUGAAAAGUCGGAGGCGAUUGCUUAGUGCUCAUUAUCGUUGUCGAGAUAAUCAAGGAGAGGACAUACAGGUCCAGCAACUAAAGAUGCUGUAUCCAUCUUUAGAGGAGCUGCGGAUAGGUCAAAAUAGAUUAAAAUCUUUGCCAUCAUCCUUGGGGUUUCAGAAACAUCUUCGUUUACUACAUGUGGAUCAAAAUCCUAAUCUAACUGAGCUUCCUCUGCAACUUGGUCGUCUCAAAGGUGUGACCUACAAUUUAAAAUUAGAUGCCAAUCAAAUGCAUCUUCCUCCACCUCCAAUAGCAAGGGGGAAUUCGCGGCAGAUUCUAACAUACCUUUAUUCUCUUGAACAAGAAUCAACCGAACAUCGACAGCUGAAACUAACCAUCGUCGGUUAUGAAAGACGUGGGAAGACCAGUCUUCUUGCGAGACUUCAACGUGAUAAAGUGAAUAAGAAGCAGCCAUCUACUAAAGGAAUUGAUGUCAGAGAAUGGAUUCUACACAACCCUCGAAAUUCUAAGCGGACUUACAAAAAAUGCGAAAAGCAAGAUCAUGUCAUUUUCAUCACUUACGACUUUGCAGGACAAAAUGAGUAUUAUGCCACUCAUCAGUGCUUCCUAUCUGAGCAAUCACUGUAUCUGGUGGUAUGGAAUGUUAUGGGUGGAGAAGAGGAAUUGAUGCGCAUCGGGCAGUGGCUGCUGAAUAUUCAGGCUCGGGCUCCUGGAUCUCCUGUCAUUAUAGUUGGGACACAUCUAGAUCUCCUUUCAGGAAAGUCUAGAGUGUACCUACAGCGCAUGAAUAUGUUGAUAAAAACUACUUACCAAGAAAACUCAUCGAAGCAAUAUCCAGCUGUCUUGGGUAUGGUGGAGGUCAGCUGUACAGCAAAGUUUUCUAACGGUAUAGAGGAGCUAAGGAGAUUAAUUUACGACGUGGCUGUAAAUCUGGAAAUUGAUGGCAAUGGAAAAGUAUUAUUCAAAGCAACACAUGAAGAAGGAAGCCACUUGCUGCUACAACAGAAAGUACCUGCUAGUUACUUCAAACUACAAGAUAUAGUGAAGCAAAAGGCUACUUCUCUUAUAACCUCCAAUGACGAUCCAAUUGUGGAUGAAGAUAAUUUCAGGAGCAUGUGUCAAUCAUUGUUUGAAGAUGAUGAGGAAAUGAACCAGGCUGUUGGGUUUUUGCAUCAAAGAGGAGUUUUGCUCCACUACGAUGAGCCUGCAUUAGCAAGCAUGUACUUUCUCGAUCCUCAGUGGCUUAGUAAGAUGCUAGCCAACGUCAUCACAACACAUGAAGAGAAUUCGUACAUAGCUUUCGGUUUGAUCAAACGAGAAGAUUUGAUCAAUUUGUUUAGAGACAGGCAAAUUGCUGAUGAUAAACUAGAAGUGUUCAUCAAUUUGAUGAGUAAAUUUGAAGUGGCCAUGCCUUUGAGUGACAACUCACUUUUGAUUCCAUCGCAUCUUCCACCCAGUUUGGAGAAGAGCAGUCUAGUUCGUUCUGCAGUACUUUGUCAGUCUUUGAAGCAAUCUUCUGUGGAAUUAUAUUUACCAGAGACCCAAUCAACCUGCGUUUCUUCUGAUUACCAAGAUCUUCAACAGCAAUUUUCCCACCAAGCUGAAGUAGAUGUACAACUACCAAGAGACCAUUUAGUAAAUCAGUCAGCAAACAGUGUGGAAGAUUUUUGUUUGGAAAACACUAUAACAAGAGAUGAAUUGCGUUCACAUUUUCGGUUGUGGGUAAUGAGUUACAUUCCCAGCGGUUUCUGGCCAAGACUGACUUGUAAAAUAACACUAGACAACCGACUAAAGCAAGCUCUAGCUGUAGAAAUUUUGGACACCGAGCAGCUAGAUGGUGAAAAGAAUAAGAAUCAAUUCUGCAUGGCUGAUUGGUUGUUGUCUUCUUCCGGCAUUCAGUUGUUUAGUGGUGAUCUGCUCAUUUUGGAACUUUGCCAGAAAGCAGCUCCUAGUAUUGAAGGAAUUUCCAAAUUCAGCGAUUCAAAACAAUGUCAUCUAGGUUGCUCUAUACAGCUCACCAUAUUUGUUGACAACUUACGUCAACUACAGUAUAAGAGGGAAGUGAUAGCUGUAGCACACGUCGAAGGUACACCGAGUUUGUACUUGGACCCGGCAAAUGUAGGCGUCAAUACGUUGACAAUUGCUCGACGAGUUGCGGCUGAGAUUCUAGUAAUUGUGUCGCGACAUGUUCAUUCCCUUAUUAAUGAUUGGUAUCCUGGCCUUGUGGACUUUGUUCAUUGUAUUAUACCAUGCACUCAGUGUAUGCUGGUACUGCCACAAAGUCAAGUAGACUUUCUAGAGCAACCACACACAGAAGAGACUGCACUUUCUCUGUCUUCUGUUGGGUUGGGGAAGAUGCAGAAUUCAAAUGCAAUUUUACCAGAUACCUCUACAAGCUCUACAUGUGGCAGCAGUACUGAGCCAAAUGAAAGUACAGGCAGUUCCAUAACUACUGAUGACACAGGCUAUGGCACUAUUGAAAAUCCCUUUCGUCUCAGAUCAGAAAGCUGGGUCAAUGUUGAUUCUUUGGCAUGGAAUGAGUUUCUUGGACGCUCUGUCAAUGGGAUUACAUUUGAAACUGGAGUUGGGAAAUCCAAAAAAGAAUUUCGAUGUAAGAAACAUGGAUUGAUCAGCUUGGCAUCAGCAGCUCCAGAUUUGGUAUUUGCUGAUCUUUCUCCUGACAUCCACAUCAUUUCUCCAGAGUCGCCUUCUCUUUAUACGGAUGAGGUUGACCAAACGUUGCUUGGCAGUGGAGGAUUUGCCAGUGUUUAUCGAGCUAGGAUGCAAGAUGCAAAAACUGGCAGAACUCACAAAGUUGCUGUCAAAGUUUUUCAUAAUGGUACAUCCAAUGGUGGGAAUAAAUACAAUAAUUCGAAUGCCCUACUUCAAGAAUACAAUGAAAUUCGCAAAGAGCUUGACAUUCUAAUUCACUUUAGGCACAACAACAUCGUGCUGCUUCGAGGAGUUGGACUGAACCCUUUAUCUCUGAUCUUAGAAUGUGCUGACAGAGGUAAUUUGGAGGAAGUUAUAAAUGUCUUUAGAGAAGCUGGAGUUCAACUUAGGAUUACGACAGUUCAGCAAACAUUGUCUCAGGUGGCUGCUGCUGUUUCUUACUUGCACGACCAAACAAUAAUUCAUCGUGACCUGAAGCCUGAGAAUGUGUUGGUAUGGUCUUUCCCAUUUGCACGUCAAGAUGAAGAUCAAACCCAGCACAAAGUUCAGGUAAAACUAUCUGACUAUGGCAUUAGUCGAAUUGCUGGACGCCUCGGGAGCAGAGAUGAUGGGGCCCAUAGUCCUCGCUAUACGGCUCCUGAGUUGCUUCAACAUGCUGGACAAGUAUCCUACAGUGACAAGGUUGAUGUGUUCUCCUUUGGAAUGUUGGCAUACUAUGUCGUUUCAAUGAAACGUCCUUUAUGGAAGCUUGAAGGACAUGAAGCAGAUAGAGCCAUCAUGGUGGGAAAGCGCCCAGAACAAACUUUGAAGGAGCAGCAUGUAACUGCAAUAGUACAUGAUAUGAUGUUGGCAUGUUGGAAACAGGAACCAGGCUCCCGUCCAACUAUGAAAGAAGUAGAGUCUGUUAUCAAUUCUCCUGCUUUCUGCAGAGUGUCAGAAGUCGUGUCCACACCCAUUGCAGCAACCUCGCUAAAAGCUUUAGUGACUGCCUGUCACUGGGGUGGAGAGGGAGGUGUGGAAUGGUUAUGGUUGUGUGGAGGUAACCGAACACAAGGCAGUGUGUUGGCAUUAAACACAGUCAACAAGACUGUAGUGGAAUUUAGUGCAGUGUGCAAUUCAAAGAUUGUUUCUGUCUGUGUUGUCAAUAACUCAGUGUGGCUCGGAACACAUUUUGGUAACAUUGUCAUCUACAGAUUGUGUGGUGAUGGGUCAGCCGAAUUGGCUAUCAGUCAAAACUUGUGUUCCCCUAAUCCGGUAGUUGCUCUCCAGCACAGUACUGAAUGUCACUUAGUUGCUGUUGCUUUACCUGGAGGAGCACUUUACCUCUACAACGAUCAAGUGACUGAUACUGACAAAUUGGUACCAAAAAUUAGUAUUGAAAGUGCUGGGAGUGAAGCUUGUUGCAUUCAAUUUGUGAUUCAUUGUGAUGCAUUGGAAAUCUGGUGCGGUCUUCGAUCGUCAGCAAUUGCUGGAUUUGUAGCUCAGCAAGACACAAGUAGAAGUGAUGUGAAUGUUAAGUUAUUAAACAUAAUAAAUCCCUCAGAAAGUGGAAAGUCUUAUCCUUACAGUCAUGCAGUAGCUUGCUUUCAAGAAUUAGAAGGAUGCAGUGGUACGAGGAUCUGGUUUGGACAAAUUCGACGAUCACAACUAACGUGGGUUGAUAGAGUGGGAGCAAUUGUUUACACAGGCAAGGUCGAAGUGGGAAACUUUGUUCACGACACAGAAAGUAAAAACGAAAGAUCAAGACUUAACAUUACAUCGAUGUCACAUCAAAGAGAAGAAUUGUUUAUAGGCAUGGAAGGCGGCUACAUAGUUGUUCUUGAUUCAUUCAAGUGCACUUGCCAGGCAGUGCUACAUCUCUAUAACUCCAAGGUAUUGCAUGUAAUACCACUAAUACCAACAAUUUUGAAAUCGCAAGACAAAUAUCAGAUUUUCUCCUGUGGGAUUGGGUUCAAAAGUCUAAGCAAGGAAGUCUCGGGAGAAAAUAGCAGCAAUGAGGACACUGCUGACAUUAUAACAUGGGAAGGAGGGCUAUGGUAGUAAUUACAGACUGAUUUAGGAUUUUGAUUUAGGAUAGUAGAACACUUUGUAUUUUGUCUUAUGUUGAUCAGAUAUUUAGUUUGAACAUCAUGUACAAGUAUAAUGAGAUGAAGGCAUAAAACACU
This is a messenger RNA of Corticium candelabrum, 7973 nucleotides long. Its product is annotated as leucine-rich repeat serine/threonine-protein kinase 1-like. Gene Ontology annotation, molecular function: protein binding; protein kinase activity; ATP binding. The coding region runs from base 1 to 7848 and encodes 2615 amino acids. The transcript is spliced from 19 exons. The record is from RefSeq and is a predicted model, not a curated record. NCBI's taxonomy places the organism in Eukaryota, Metazoa, Porifera, Homoscleromorpha, Homosclerophorida, Plakinidae. Gene Ontology annotation, biological process: protein phosphorylation.